CAUGACAGUUGCUUUAAAUUACAGAAGUUGGCAAGUGUCCGAGAAAAGGAGUGGGAGCUUGUUUAGCUGAGAAAGGCAGUUUGAAAACUUAUUUGAAGCUUGAUGUUCUUGAAUUAAGUUUUCAUGGUCAGAGACAUACAUUAUUUGUCACCAAGACACAUUAUUUUGUUAUUCUGAAGGACCUUAAAACACCAACACUUACCUGUCGGUUUGAAUUUGCAACACUUAUGGGACAACCCAAAGGAAACACAUUAUUUUUGUGGCAAACUUGACUAUCCUUUUCUCCAAAGUAAGAAACAGGUGGAAUCUGACUUUGUUACAGCCAGUAAAUUGGCAUUGAAGGAUGGAUAGUUUCAACAACAAAAACACACAAACACUCUAAUGAUCUGGAGAAUCAAAAAGAGAAACACAACUCAAUUCGCAGAAUCACAGUUCACCCAUGACUGAGAGGUGUGACACUAAUUUAGGACAACAUUAUACCUAAGAACCAAAGAUGUUUGUGUUGCUUUAUUUCACAAGUUUUGCCAUCUACACAAGUGGACAACCUCUUCACAACCAGUUCAAAGGCGAAAAUUCCUACACCAGAUACAUAUGUAGCAUACCUGGCUUGCCAGGCCCUGCAGGUCCCCCCGGAGCUAAUGGAUUACCAGGGCCUCAUGGACGUAUUGGUCUUCCAGGAAGAGAUGGUAGAGAUGGCAGGAAGGGAGAAAAGGGUGAAAAAGGGAAUGCAGGUUUUAGAGGCAAGACUGGGCCUCUAGGAGCAACUGGAGAGAAAGGAGAUCAUGGAGAGAUUGGUAAAAAAGGACCUACAGGAUUGGUUGGUGCCAAAGGCGGUGUAGGUCCAGUUGGACCAGCUGGACCUAAGGGAAAUAAAGGAGACCGAGGAGAACCAGGUGCACCAGGGGUCUGUAAGUGUGGAAGGAUAGUGCUGAAAUCAGCCUUUUCUGUUGGCAUCACCACAAGCUAUCCACAGGAAAGAUUACCAAUUGUAUUCAAUAAAGUGCUUUUCAAUGAGGGUGAGCAUUACAGUCCUUCCACAGGGAAGUUUGUAUGUGCCAUCCCUGGUAUCUAUUAUUUCUCUUAUGAUAUUACCUUAGCAAAUAAGCAUCUUGCAAUUGGGUUGGUUCAUAAUGGGAAGUACCGGAUAAAGACGUUUGAUGCUAACACAGGAAACCAUGAUGUAGCUUCUGGAUCCACGGUGAUAUAUCUUCAGCCAGAAGAUGAAGUAUGGCUUGAAAUCUUCUACACUGACCAAAAUGGUCUCUUUGCAGAUCCCACUUGGGCAGACAGUCUGUUUUCUGGAUUUCUGUUAUAUGUUGAUACAGAUUAUCUUGAUGCCUUAUCUGAUGAUGAUGAACUGUGAUAUAGGAGAUGAUCCAUCAUGGCCAAACUGGACAGUCUAGCAAAGGAUUUGAUCUGUAUAGGAGAUAAAAUUGUAAUGAUAUUGUGUUUUAUUUUUGCUUUGAUGGGAUAACGAGUUGUAUAUUGAAGAAUGUUUCCAGAUCUAAGCAAGACACAUUACCAAAUAGCAGGGAUAACAAAAUGAAUUAUAUACUAACCAAUGACUAUGUCACUCCAGACCUGAAUCCUAUUGAAAGUUAUGGUUAUAUUAAUAUUUAAACAGAGUUAAAAUAAUGUACAUUGGAUUUUAUAAAAAAUAUAUUGAAUUAUAAAGUAACUGGUACAGUGAAAUUGACUUAUUAAACAUCUAGAUUUUUGUAU
This is a messenger RNA of Alligator sinensis (Chinese alligator), 1722 nucleotides long. It is a transcript of the gene C1QTNF7, whose product is annotated as C1q and TNF related 7. The record is from RefSeq and is a predicted model, not a curated record. The coding region runs from base 494 to 1363 and encodes 289 amino acids. Gene Ontology annotation, molecular function: protein binding. The transcript is spliced from 4 exons. Lineage: Eukaryota; Metazoa; Chordata; Crocodylia; Alligatoridae.